CACAACAAAAGAAGUGUCAUGUCACUUACAACAAUUUUUUUAGCCACUUUAGUGGCUAUCGUGUUUUAUUUCGUAUACUCCCUGCGUAAGAGAUUUUCCUAUUGGCAGCAACGGGGUAUAGCCUGUGAGGAGCCGGAUUCAUUUUAUGGCAGCAUGAAGGGACUUAAUCAGACUCGCAGUUUUCGUGACAUAACCCAUGAGUAUUAUGAGAAAUUUAAGGGCUCAGGACCCUUUGCCGGAUUCUAUUGGGGCUAUCGACCAGCUGUGUUUGUAUUGGACCCAUCUUUAAUGAAAAAUAUUCUCAUUAAAGAUUUCAAUAAAUUCAGUGAUCGUGGAUUUUAUCACAAUGAAAAAGAUGACCCUUUGACCGGUCAACUAUUCCUCAUCGAUGGCGCAAAAUGGAAGGUAAUGCGGAAUAAGCUGUCACCCACUUUCACCUCAGGGAAAAUGAAAUUUAUGUUCCCCAUAAUUCGGGACAUUUGUGAACAGUUCAUUGAGGUAUUGGGCGGGAUGGCGCAGGAAAAUUCCGAAGUAGAAGUCAAGGACAUUUUGGCCCGUUUCACAACCGAUGUAAUAGGGUCAUGUGCCUUUGGCAUUGAUUGUUGCAGUUUGAAAAAUCCCAAUGCCGAAUUUCGGCUAAUGGGUAAGAAGGGGAUGAAUGAACAGCGUCACAGCCUGUUGGUAAUGGCUUUUAUGCAAAGUUUUCCCGAAGUGGCGGCCAAAUUGGGUCUGAAGUUAUUUACCCAAGAUGUCAUAGAUUUCUUUAUGCGGAUUGUUCGAGAGACUGUGGAAUAUCGUGAGCAGAAUAAUGUGAGGAGAAAUGAUUUCAUGGAUAUGCUGAUCGAUUUGAAAAAUAAGAAAUUAAUCCGCGCCGAACAUGGAGAAGAUUUGAAAAAUCUCACCUUGGAGGAGAUAACGGGACAGGCUUUUGUUUUCUUCAAUGCCGGGUUCGAUACCUCAUCGACGACCAUGUGUUUUGCUCUCUACGAAUUGGCAAGGCACCAAGAGAUCCAAGAAAAGGCUAGGCAGGAGGUCCGGAAGGUGUUUGAGAAACACAAUAAUGAGUUGCAAUAUGAGAGUAUGCGGGAGAUGAGCUAUUUGGAGCAAGUUAUAUCGGAAACUCUCCGCCUCUACACCGUGGCCCCACUACUCAAUCGAAAGGCCUUAGAGGACUAUGAGGUCCCUGGAAAUCCCAAAUAUGUUAUCAAGAAAGGCAUGCCUAUUCUAAUACCCAUCUCAGCCAUACACCAUGAUCCGGAAUAUUUUCCCAAUCCGGAGGAAUUUAAUCCAGAGAAUUUCUCCUCGCAAGCUAUUGCGGAACGCGACUCCAUCUUGUAUAUACCCUUUGGAGAGGGUCCCCGCAACUGUAUUGGCAUGCGUUUUGGUAAAAUGCAAGCCACCAUCGGAUUGGCAUAUCUUUUGAAAUAUUUCCGUUUUGAGAUUUGUGAGAGGACACAAAUUCCGCUGCAGUUUGAUAAGAAAAAUAUGUUGGUUACCCCGGAAAGGGGUGUUGUUUUGAAGGUUACAAAAAUAUAA
Molecule: messenger RNA, 1536 nt
Organism: Musca vetustissima
Lineage: Eukaryota; Metazoa; Arthropoda; Insecta; Diptera; Muscidae
Product: probable cytochrome P450 6a21
Exons: 2
Coding region: 19-1536 (505 amino acids)
Molecular function (GO): oxidoreductase activity, acting on paired donors, with incorporation or reduction of molecular oxygen; iron ion binding; heme binding
Source: RefSeq, a predicted model, not a curated record